This is a messenger RNA of Sceloporus undulatus (fence lizard), 1600 nucleotides long. It is a transcript of the gene HSD17B7, whose product is annotated as hydroxysteroid 17-beta dehydrogenase 7. Gene Ontology annotation, molecular function: 5-alpha-androstane-3-beta,17-beta-diol dehydrogenase (NADP+) activity; estradiol 17-beta-dehydrogenase [NAD(P)+] activity; 3-beta-hydroxysteroid 3-dehydrogenase (NADP+) activity. NCBI's taxonomy places the organism in Eukaryota, Metazoa, Chordata, Lepidosauria, Squamata, Phrynosomatidae. The record is from RefSeq and is a predicted model, not a curated record. Gene Ontology annotation, cellular component: endoplasmic reticulum membrane. Bases 89 to 1243 code for a protein of 384 amino acids. The transcript has 10 exons. Gene Ontology annotation, biological process: cholesterol biosynthetic process.
GGCGGGGCUGCCUUGAGUUUCUACCGCCGGCUUCUUCCUCAGCGUCCUCCUCCAGUCAGUCUUGGCUGGUGUCUGAGGCAGCGCCGUCAUGCAGAAGGUGGCCCUGGUCACUGGCGCCAGCAGUGGGAUUGGUUCUGCACUUUGUGAGCGUCUCCUCCAGGAAGAUGCUAGCCUCCGUGUGUGCUUAGCCUGCAGGAACAUGGAGAAGGCCAAUGCGACCCGUAACAAACUGUUGUCCCACUUCACCCAUGCAGACAUCAGCAUUGUUCAAAUAGAUGUGGGCAAGCUGGAGUCUGUCCUGCAUGCAGCUGAAGAGAUCAAAAUGAGAUUUCAUCGUUUGGAUUAUCUCUUCUUGAAUGCUGGGAUCAUGGUAAAUCCACGUAUCAGUUUCUGGGCAUUUUUACAAGGCAUCUUUUCCAGGUAUUAUAUAUCUGACUGGAGUUCAAAGCAACACAUAUUGGGUUCCCAAGUGCUCUCCUAUCCAAAUACUGACCAGCCCCAAACCUCUGUAGCUACAGUGAUGGAACAUCCUCAAGUGGAACAAAAUGAAGCAAAGUCCUCUUGCACCCAGAGAGCACUCAGGAUGUUGACCACAGCUGAGGGCCUGAUGUCUCAGGAGGACAGAGUCUCUCCAGAUGGCCUGCAGGAGGUCUUUGAAACAAACUUAUUUGGACAUUUUGUACUGAUUAGACAGCUGGAGCCUCUUCUUUGCUGUACUGAAAGGCCCUCCCAGCUUGUCUGGACCUCCUCAGUCAAUGCUCAUAAGUCAAACUUCAGUCUUGAUGAUUACCAACACAGCAAAGGCACAGAGGCCUACAGUUCUUCUAAAUAUGCUACAGACCUCACAAGUGUGGCUUUGAACAACCACUUCAACAAGCGGGGCCUGUAUUCUAGUGUCGUGUGUCCAGGUGUUGUGAUGACCAACAUGACUUAUGAAAUUCUGUCUCCUUUUCUCUGGAAGUUGCUUUUCCCCAUCUUGUGGUUGUUGCGUCUUUUUACUCCCACGUAUACACUGACGCCAUAUAAUGGAGCAGAAGCACAGAUUUGGUUAACCAAGCAGAAGCCUGAAACACUGGACCCACUGGUGAAAUGCCACAGCUGUACCACAGUCUUUGGAAAGAAUUACAUUGAGCUCCGUAAGAUGGAUGUUAGUGAAGACAUGGCUGAGAAGCUGUAUGCAAAGUUGUUGGACUUAGAGAAACAAGUUUUAGAAAGGUGCAAUAACCUGCAGAAUAAAAAAUAGCAAGACCAUACAUGUUUCUAAUUUCUUAUCUUUGUAACAAAGAGUUUCUUCCACUUGAAGCAGUGUGACUCCCAUCUCCUUGUUUAGCUUUGGAAAGCAGGCCUCUCUGGAGACAUAUUGCUGGGUUAUGAUGGAGUGCUGAAGAAACCCAAAUGAUACCUUAUUACUUACUCUUUGCUUACCCAACUAUGGUGCUGCCCCUGCUAUGAUUUUUAUAAAUGUGUUUUUCCCCAACCUAUUAAUUAUUACUGUUUUUAAUACAUCUCAGAUUUUCUCUUUCACUAGUGGGUCUUCUCUAUUGUGAGAGUGCUUCCAGAAGAAGACAUUUACCUCAGAUAAUAAAUAUAUUGGAGGACA